CGCGUGCUUCAUGUUUUAGUCGCGCUCGGUGAAUGACAUGUCCUUUUCUCUUCUCCGCUACAUCCUGUCUGCGCAUGGAUCAAUGGAGUCUAAAAAUCAGGACUUUCAGCCCUGGAAGGAUUACAUGGGUUUGGCAGGCAUGAUCAGAGGCAUGCAGCGGCCAGCAGAGCAGUCAGACGCGGACGAUGACAAGAGCAAGCGAGCCGCCGCCGCCGCGCUCCUGGAGUCUCCAAGCGGCCUGACGCGAGCGUACACGACCGUGUCGACGGAGAAAAGAAGCCCGGAACGCGGCAGGAGCACCAGCUGUAGCCCGUCCGAGAAAAAGUUCUGCAGCUUCUGCAAACACAACGGAGAGACUGAAGCCGUGUUCACCUCACACUACUUAAAAGACCGCGCUGGAAACGUGAUGUGCCCCUACUUGAACCAGUACGUGUGUCCCCUGUGCGGAGCCACCGGGGCCAAAGCGCACACCAAGAGAUUCAGCCCGCUCGUGGAUAAAACUUACAACUCCGUGUACGCCAAGGCAACAUGGUGAACCGGACAUUUCUGACCCGCAGAACACCUGGCCACGGUAAACGAGAAGAUUUGAAUAAACAUUUUUACGAGAGGUUUUAAUAUUUAAGUUUUAACUUUUAAUUGUUUGAUCCGUAAAUUUGGCUUGUGUGUAAGUUUGCAUGCAUGUGUGCUUCCACGGUUCGACUUUGCACGUUUUUUUAUUUUGUCUUCCUCCUAUUUCUUUAAAUUGUGUGCAGUGGUGUUGUGUGUUUCACUAUUUUUCUUUUAAACAAACUUGUUCACAAGCCAAUAGGCUCGCUACAGGUGCAACCGCGUUUGACCACUCCGUCGAGCCAAAAACUAGCUCUUUCAUGUUUCAUUUGAUAAAGAAAAAUCUUUUGUAUUUGAUAUAAUACUUUUAUUGCGAUGCUC
Molecule: messenger RNA, 927 nt
Organism: Sinocyclocheilus rhinocerous
Lineage: Eukaryota; Metazoa; Chordata; Actinopteri; Cypriniformes; Cyprinidae
Product: nanos homolog 3-like
Exons: 1
Coding region: 38-535 (165 amino acids)
Molecular function (GO): RNA binding; zinc ion binding
Source: RefSeq, a predicted model, not a curated record